CGGCACUUGCAGUGUUCGUCUGAAUUUUUGGUACAUCGCGAUCAUUCAUCUCCGCAACGCAAACGAACCAGACAAACUGCUCCUGCACUCAUCGCGCGGCUGCUCCGCGGUCUACUUCUUUCGCGGUUUAUUGAUAGUGUUAGUCGUUUUUGUCGUCCAGCUCCAGGACUAAACGCUGAAUUACCUCAAUUCUCGCUUUCCUAUCCUUGCGAUUUCAAAAGGCUAAGCGCCUGGAUGGAAAUUUAGAACCUCUACUACCAGCUAUUGUUCCAAGAUGGCAGCCCAGGUUCCGGGGACGGAGGAGAAGGAGCAAAGACCUGUAUUGAGGAAGCGGAUAGUGCGCACAGACAUACAAGUUCCUUCUUUGGUUUACGGGCGGUGGGUCGAGAAACGCUUCGAAGAAUUCUCUGCUGGACUUAAGAAGUAUCUGCAAGAUGCAGCGGAGCAAAACAGGAGAGCAAUAGCUGAAGACCCAUCCAAAACUGCCGAAAUUCUGCAGAAGGGCGCAACGCUAGCAGAAGAUGUCGGUACUGUUGCGGACGACUUUUACCACCACACCUCUUGUGUCAGGAGCGCUAGACGAGGAAAGCUUUGCUGCGUGGAAGACCUCCUAGAUGAAGAUGAUGGAGCGGAAAGCGACGCUUUUCAUUGGAUUCCGCCCAAGCGGCACCCCGCCUGUCCGCCCACGCACUUGGUUGCGUAUGACAGCAAAACGCUAAAAGAAACCAGCCGGGCCAUAUCCGGCGAGGUCCUCGAAAUCUGGGAGCGUAAGGUAGAUGAAGAUCAUAAUGACAACGCGGGCCAAGAAGCAGGUCGAAGGCAAGAGAGCCCCCGUCUCGUACUUGAGGGUAAGAGGCAAAUAAGUACUACUGUAGUGUCCCGUCUAAACUCAUCCAUUGUGCAGGACCAGAUGCGGAUGUGGAUGGCGGUGGUGCGUAGGCGCUGGGAUACAAAGGCGCAGGUUCCAAACCUUCCGUCAGAACUCUUCAGCAACAUCGCAACUUACCUGCGACCCAUCGCGAGUGUCAUCUUGAAUCCCAUGUACCUCGCUAGCGUCGCGCAGGAGAAGCGCGCGCGCGAUUUGGAAAAGCUGCUGGAAGCUGGACUCGCUCACUGCUUCGAAGCUGCUCACAAUCUUUUUGACAACACAUUUGAAGCGGACGGCGAAGUGUCUUGGUCGAAAAACGAGAACGAUGUGCGCGAAGAAGGAAACACCAUUUUCACGAUAAAGCUGGCGGGGAAGUAUUUUUCCGUCGAAGGCGAAGACAUGUGGCCCAGCAAAAGCGAAGAGCAGCUAGUGAGUAGUCAAGUCUGGGAGGAAAAACGGCAGACGGAGAUGAAAAGCAGCGACCCGUUCGUAAGGCCAUCCGCAACUGAGGCGAAGUAUGACAAUAUCGUCUCCGUCUUGCGCACGUUCUUCGAAGCAAAAGGGUUGCAGUUCACUCAAGACGAAGACGAACGGCAAAAAUUCACGAUCUCUUGGGCCCCCUGAAGAAGAUAUUAGUGACUAUCACGUAAUCGCUUUGGCUUUCCCGACGCCGACGAGAGUACUCCAAGUAUGUGCUGAUCAAUCGGCCGGCUUUUCUACAGCGAGUGACUCACAUCGUUCUUCAACUUGACAUUAGAGACAAGUGCAAGUCGAGAGAAUGAAAUAAAAAGAUAUUUAUAAGAAU
Amoebophrya sp. A120 is the source of this 1673-nucleotide messenger RNA. The record is from the annotation of a GenBank genome assembly. Lineage: Eukaryota; Dinophyceae; Syndiniales; Amoebophryaceae.